AACAACAUGCCUGAGGAAACUUCACUGCCACGUAGAAGAUAAACUGCACGCGUGUCGCUGCAGCUUCUCCAAACUUUUUCUCAACAUUUCACUUACUUGUUUUCUCCUGCUGUUUCUCAGGUAGGUGUUAGUUUGGCAGCAUGCUCACGGUGCUCGGCUGGCUCUGCUCCUCCAUGCUGCUCUCCGUCAGCGGGGGCAAGCUCCCUGAAGCCGAGGUGGAGAUAGAUGUUCUGCACAGACCCUUCCUCUGUCACCGGAAAACAAAGUACGGAGACAUGCUGCUGGUGCAUCAAGAGGUGUACUUCGAGAAUGGGACCUUGUUGUACACGAGUCGAACUGAUGGUGACAAACACGCCAUGUGGUUUACUCUGGGCAUCAUGGAAGUGCUUAAAGGUUGGGAUAAAGGCCUGCAGGACAUGUGCUCUGGAGAGAAGAGGAAACUGGUUGUGCCUCCAGCCCUGGCCUAUGGGAAGGAAGGGAAAGGCAAGAUCCCACCUGAGAGCACGCUGACCUUUGUCGUCGAGCUGCUUAACAUCAAGAAUGGACCGAGGUCACAUGAGUCCUUCCAGGAGAUGGACCUCAACGAUGACUGGAGGCUCUCCAGGCAGGAGGUGAGCGUGUAUCUGAAGAAAGAGUUUGAGCUUCACGGCUAUCCUCCCAACGACACACUGCAUGAGAACAUGGUGAAUGACAUCUUCAACAGAGAGGAUAAGAACAAAGACGGCGUUUUAUCCUCCCGAGAGUUCACUUACAGACACGAUGAACUUUAAUUCUCACACACUCGCUCUGUGUCACCGAGUUUAAAGUGAUUUGUGGUUGAAAUACUUUGGUGUGGAGCUUUAUUUCCUGCAUGAAAGUAUUUAUAGCAGCGUUGUGUUUGUCUGCUGUGUGACAUGUGGUGAUCUUUGAGCCAACAGGUGUGUUUAAUUGAUGUCUUUUUUAUGUUUAUGUGUUUACAAGAGUUCAUUAAGUGUUUCACUGGACAUCACCUUUUAAGAAUGUGUUCAAAUGCUAUUCAGCUACUAAAGUGUCACCAAAUAUCUGGGGAAAAACAGACAGGAAGUAAAUGGCUUUAGCAGUAUAUCCAAAGUAUAUAGAUAAGAGAUGCUAAAUUUGGCUGUUAAAUUCAGUUUUAGUAAAGAACCUUUUUUUAUUUCCUUUGAAAAAUGUUUCUACAUCUAUUUAAUGUAACCUUUGUGGUUCCAUUUUAGAGAACAAUCCCAAAAAAUGUCUUAAAAUCAGGUUUAUAAUCAUGAUUAAAUUGUGUUUAUGUUAAA
Molecule: messenger RNA, 1277 nt
Organism: Eleginops maclovinus (Patagonian blennie)
Lineage: Eukaryota; Metazoa; Chordata; Actinopteri; Perciformes; Eleginopidae
Product: peptidyl-prolyl cis-trans isomerase FKBP14-like
Exons: 4
Coding region: 141-770 (209 amino acids)
Molecular function (GO): calcium ion binding; peptidyl-prolyl cis-trans isomerase activity
Source: RefSeq, a predicted model, not a curated record